AUGUCUACCUUUCAGGUGCCGUUCUCGUCCAGCCCGCCUGCGACGCCAGAUACGAAAUCACAGUUCUCAAGGGGCCUAUCGACUUUCUCGGACAUGGCGGACAAUCCUUCAACGACUCCUGCCGGUCCUCCACCGAAUUCUGCCGCAUCAUUCACCCCCGCAGGCCCGCCUCCAUCCACCAUUUUUGGAAGCUCACAUUUUGGCUCAGAUGUCGGGAAGCUGAAGUUUACCAAACCGAUUCCUCAGGCUGGAACACGUCAGUUUCCGACUUUUCAGCCUCCGAGAACCAAGAAUGGAACACCAGGAGGGCUACUGGGCAAGAACAAUUUCGGGCUUGCGAGUAGCAGUAUCCUCUCUCAAGAGGACUCGUUAGAUCAAAGUCAAUCCCAGGAACCAGACCAUGAAGACGAAGACGAAUUUGGGGGAGAUUAUGAUGAGAGUAUGCAACUGGGCGAGAGCGCUGGCAAUUACGGUCAGGCAGGGUCACCAGCGUUCAAAGGCUUUACGGCUAUCAACAAUGGAGAUGCGCCAUCCGAUCUACGGUCAUCUCUUCUAGACAGCCUACCUAACCCUACCAAACGGUCGAAGCUACAGCGGUCCAUAAGAAGCAAAGGUUCCGCCAUAAUGGCGCGUCAGCUUCCGCGCAAGGGCAAACCUGAUGUGAUCUCCAACAUAGCACGAGAUUUGGCAAGCCGGACUCAGCCAGCCACUUUGACGGAACCAGAUCCAAUGAUCAUAAGGACAGAAGAUAUCCUAGUCGAACUCCAUCGGCAGAUGGACAGUGCGCAAGACGAAGAUGUCAUUCGAGGUAUUCUAGCAGUACGUUCCCUAGAACUUAUGCGGUUAUGGAACUCUUGUGCUCCACCCGAACAGAACCUUGGUGAGGGGAUUGGUCCUGGCUCAGGCGCGAAUGCUUUGCAGAAUGCCACAUAUCUAAGUUCACUACUUCUAGCUCUUCGACAUCCACCUCUGUUAUAUCUGCCAGCUGGUGCUACUGGUCGUGCACCUGGUUCCAAGGCCCUAACAGCUCCUACAAGACCAAUCCCAAUUCCAAAAGUCCUGGUUGACUGGCUGAAUCGGUACCAUAUCUCGUACGAUGACUUGCUUGAUGCUGUCAGGUCUACUCGUCCCAAUUGUACAGCACAUGAGUCAUUCUGGGAUGUAGCAUUUGGCAUGCUUGUUCGCGGACAAGUCUUACAUGUCAUUCAGCUCUUCUCCGACGCGGACUUUCAGCAUGCCGCCUCAGCGCUUGAUGAUGGCGAAGAUGAGCCAGGUUACCAUGGCGCACAAUUGCAGGCCGUGCAGAGCGCUGUGGAUCGGGCAAGGGAGCUACUUAGAGGGUGCCCUGCGACCAAAGGUGACUGGCAAAUUCACAGCUCAGACUGGGAUCUUUUCCGGAAGAGAGUGUCUUCGGAAUUAGAGCACCUGGCAAUCAGUGGCGGAGUGGACGAUGAAGAGGAUUCUUCGAAUACUUUUCAAGCCGAGAACUUUGGACUUCAGAAGACCGGACGACUGCUUCCUCGAUCUGCCCAAGCAGCACAUCGUCAGCUUCCAUGGAGCAUAUAUCAAAAGCUCAAAGUUUUCUAUGGUAUACUUCUAGGCAGUGCUGAUGAGAUCAUCGCUCAAUCGCAGGACUGGCUUGAGGCCACUGCCGCGCUGACGGUAUGGUGGGACGGUACUGAAGACUUGAACAUCGCUACGUGGAGUAUCAAUGUCAGCCGCGCUCAACGAGCUGAUGCUUCAGAUCGUAUUGAGGAUCCUUACCUGGCUCGUAUAAGUGCUGCUUUCCUCUGCGUUACCGAUCCUGACUAUGAAGAUUCAUUCUACAUCAACUCUCUCAGUCCGCUAGAAGUUGGUCUCGCAUCUAUCCUUCAAGGCGAUACUCAGGCUGUUCUCAGCUCCCUUCGGACAUUCUCUCUUGUGAUUGCAGCCUCUGUGGCGGAGAUUGGCAGCUUAGCAGGGUGGCUAGAGCCACCACAAGCCAAUAAUGCGCCUGGUCUCGACCAGGAAGAUCUUAUAGUGCUCAGCUACGGCGUCAAAUCCCAAGGCAUCACCAAAGAUGAUAUCAUCCUCCGCUAUUCGAGACAACUUUACGACCGGCAGGAAUUUGUAGAUGACGAAGACACCUGUGAAGGUUGGGAGCUCGCCAUUUCCGUAGCAAGUCGCAUCGAUGACCGCCAGCUCGUCACGGAUACCAUUACCAAUUUCCUCAACCAAUUGCACCUCGACUCCCAAGACCGCCUCGACAAACUUCUCGCCCUCUGCUCCUCCCUCGGCCUCGAAGCCGAAGCUCGAAAGGUCUCGGAACGCUUCGCCGACCACCUCUCCUCCAGCACGACGCUCUACGGGCCAGCCCUCCUCUGCUACGCUCGCUCUCACGCCUCAGGCAAAAUCCGCCAACUGAUGGACCUCCUCGUCUCAUACUGCCUUGUCCAAUCAGCCGCCUAUCCCGCCAACUCGGAACUUGAUGAAGACCUGCGAGUGCUGGCAGAGAACCCCAAGCGUGCCCUCUCAAAGCUGAAUCAGGUCGACGCCGAAGCAGCAGCGAUGCUGCAAUUCUAUCUCGCCGGCUACGCGUGCUUACGACGCUUUUACAACCUCCGAGACGAAGAGAUGCUCGCCAAAGCCGAGGGGCGGACACCCAACCCGAAAUCACGUUUUGCUCGUAGGAAGGCCGCAGCGAAAGCGCUGACUGCAGUCAUCAACAGCGCCGCGGAUGCCAUCUACGGCAGUCUCUACGACGCAGAGCGUGAAUCCGCCAUUCAAGUUGACGGGCUGCUCACCCUGCUGGGAGAAGUGACCGCUCUUGUGGGGGGAGAGGGAGAACAGGACGCCAGAGUGCUGACGGCGGCUCAGAUGUAUGAUAUCCUUGCCGCGAUCGAGCACCUGCAGACGGUCAACCCGAGGGUGUUCGAGGCCACCGAGGACUGUCUGAGCGCGGCGCUGAGGAACUAUCGCGGCAGCGCGCCGCCCAGCCCGCGAGCCAUGUUGAAGAAAAGCGUCAGCAGCGCGACCGAGGACGGGAGCACCGGCACCGCCUUCAGCUUUUCCUUGCUCGGAAGUGAGAUGUUGGCAAGCCGCGCAGGCGGUGCGGAUGGUGGAGGAGGAGGAGGAGGGAAGAGUAUAGGCAGUAGUGGAGUCCUCGUACCCGGGAAGGUGGAGAGGGGCUGGGAUUGGAGAAGCAGGUUUGCGGACAAAGAGGAGCAGAGGGCUGGACAUCAGCUCAAAGGGCACGAGGUGCUCGCCUAUCUGAGAAGGCAUAUCGCGAUGGAGUUGGCGCUGGCAGAGUUGGAGGAAGGAGAGGCAUAG
Messenger RNA from Endocarpon pusillum Z07020, 3309 nucleotides. RefSeq lists its product as uncharacterized. The transcript has a single exon. Lineage: Eukaryota; Fungi; Ascomycota; Eurotiomycetes; Verrucariales; Verrucariaceae. Gene Ontology annotation, molecular function: structural constituent of nuclear pore. The record is from RefSeq and is a predicted model, not a curated record. Gene Ontology annotation, cellular component: nuclear pore outer ring. Gene Ontology annotation, biological process: positive regulation of DNA-templated transcription; mRNA export from nucleus; protein import into nucleus. The coding region runs from base 1 to 3309 and encodes 1102 amino acids.